CUGAAGAAGCCCAAUAUGUUGUUCAUGCACUACUAUGUCAGCCUGUUCUCAGCACUGUCUUACUGGUGGGUGAGCUGGCUCCUUACCCUGGGCUACAAGAAGCACCUGGAGUUGAGCGACCUGGGCGUGGUACCAGACAGGCACGAGGCAAAGUUCAACCACAAGAAGUUCCGGAAGGCCUUCAGGGAAGAAAUGAUGAAAGCUCACAGCAAGGGUAAAGAGGCAUCACUGUUCAAGGUGUACAUCAAAGUGUACGGUCGACGGCUUGUUGGGGCUGCAGUGUUGAAAUUAAUCGGGGAAAUGUUCUUCUUCAUCAACCCGCUAGCUGUCGGAGCACUGACAGCGUAUGUCACCAAUCUCCGGUAUCCACCCCCCGUGGCACCGACCAGCCCAGGGUACGUUAAAGUGGAGGACUUUUUCAAGAACGGAUUUGUGCUGGUCAUAGUCAUGUUCUUAGCUUCGAUGAUCAACUUCCUCUGCUUACAGACGCACUUUUACAUUGCCAUCAUCGAAGGACUCAAUGUGCGGGCUGCAAUUCAGACAAUGGUUUACGAAAAGUCGCUUCGCUUGUCCACCGUGGCCACGACGGGCGGAAAGAUGAACAUGGGUCAGAUCACCAACCACAUGUCGGUCGACCCCAACGCCAUCCAAUUCAUGUUUCAGAUGGUUAAUAACCUGUGGGCUAUCCCGGUGCAGUUGGCCGUGAACCUAGCGCUGCUCUACGUCCAGAUGGGCUAUCCUGCGCUGAUUGGUGCCUCUGUGUUCCUUGUGCUUGCUCCUGUCCAGUUCAAAAUUGCUGCACUGAUAGGCAAGCAACAAAAGAAAUUACUGGUGUGCUCCGAUGAACGCCUCAAGAAAACCAACGAGUUGCUGCAAGGCAUUAAGCUUCUGAAGCUGUACGCUUGGGAAGGACUCUACUGCAAGGCUAUCGAAACCAUCAGGGAAAAGGAACUUGGUAACCUGCUCAAGAUCAACUUUGGCUUCGUAACCACAAUUCUUUUGACACUUUCUACGCCUAUAUUUGUCACAAUUGUGGGUUUUGGGACCUACACCGCCCUUACCGGUAGCCCGCUGACACCAGAAGUGACCUUUUCGGCUCUCUCCCUUUUCAACAUGCUGACCAUGCCCCUAAUGAUGCUCCCAAUGAGCCUCCUGAUGUUCAUCAACGGUGUUGUCAGCACGAAUCGAGUCCAGAAGUUUCUGUCGGGCCCUGAGGUGGAGGACGAGAGCGACGUGGACCGCGGGCAGAAUGGUGCUGAGCGGCAAGCUGGCCCAGCCGACACAACAAUCGUGUACAGGAAACCAGGCCUUGUGAUGAUCACCAGUAGUGCAUCUGAGUUUGAAGACGAAACAUCGGGCACAGAGAAAUCGCGAUUGCUCGGGAAUGGCGACCGUGGCCGGAAGCAGACGAAGGGCAGCCGAAAUUCACAAUACGGAUCGGCCAUCCACCACCAGGAGCGGUCAGUCCAUAACGGAUUGGGCACAAGACUGCCACACGGCGUAGCAAUCAAAAUAUCAAACGGAAGUUUUCUUUGGGAUUCUGAGACAAGUGCACCAGUGUUGUCAGGUAUCAACGUGGAAAUACCAGAAGGUAAACUGACGAUUGUCAUUGGUCAAGUCGGCAGUGGGAAAUCGUCUUUGUUGUCCGCCAUCUUGGGAGAAAUGACCACUGUAUCUGGAACGGUCCAAAUGAAGGAUAGGAACCAGGUAGCCCUAGCCGCUCAGAAGCCCUGGUUGCUGAACAGCUCACUGCAGAAUAAUGUUCUCUUCUCAAUGCCAUUGGAUGAAAAGAGGUACAAACGGGUCAUUGACGCAUGCUCCCUGAAGCCAGACAUUGACAUCCUACCGGCUGGAGACCAGACUGAGAUUGGAGAGAAGGGAAUCAACCUGAGCGGAGGACAGAAGCAACGAGUCAGCGUGGCCAGGGCUAUGUACUCUGGCAGGGAUAUUAUCGUUCUGGACGAUCCGUUGUCUGCUCUCGAUGUUCACGUUGGAAGUCAUCUUUUCACUGACGGUAUCUUAAAACUGCUGGUAAAUCACCGCCAGACGGUUGUUUUGGUCACUCACCAACUGCAGUACCUCAAUAGGGCUGAUUUUAUCAUUGAGAUGAAAAACGGCCGAAUAGCCGCCAUGGGCAACCUGGAUGAUAUCAUUGCUGCGGACCCAGACAUGUACAGCGAGUACGAUAAAGCUGUCAAGGCGGUCAGCGAGUCGGAGGCCGAGGGUGAGCUGUCCGGUAACGAGUCGGAAGGAACCAAGGAGGAACGACUCCGUCUGCAGCGGCAAGUCAAGACAGCAGUCCUGAGGAAACAGCCGUCGACAGGACAGAAAGGGGUUCUGAUGGAGAAGGAGGAGAUUGAGCGGGGAUCGGUGUCCUAUGUUGUGUACAUGUAUUACAUCCGGAACUUCGGCGUGCUGUUUCUGCUGCUGGCUGCUCUAUUCGCCACCCUGUACACGGGGUUCUCCAUCGGCACCAACUUCUGGCUAUCUGCCUGGUCCGAGUCCGGUCUGAAAAACUCGACUGACUCGCAAUUUGAGGAAUUUUUUGGAAUCUAUGUCGCACUGGCCAUGUCGAACUUACUCGGUCGACUGAUAGCGACUGGAAUUAUUGUCUGGGGCGUCCUUCGAGCAGCCAGGAAAUUGCACCAGGGAAUGCUCCGGAACAUCAUCAAGGUGCCACUGAGAUUUUUCGACACAACCCCUAUUGGGCGCGUUCUCAACCGAUUUUCCAGUGACACUCAACUGAUUGACGUGAGGAUGACACAGACAAUUAACAUGCUGUUGAGCAGCUUCCUCAAUGUGAUAUCUGCCGUGAUUGUCAACACCAUUGUCACGCCUGUCUUUAUCGCCUUCUUCGUUCCUGUCGGAAUAUGCUAUUACUUUCUGCAGCGGUACUUUCUGGCAUCUUCAAGAGAGCUGCAACGACUAGAUAGCGUCAGCAAAUCGCCCGUGUUUGCCUAUUUCUCGGAAAGUCUGAAUGGACUCACCACGAUUCGUGCUUACAGGUGCGGUAAUCGUUUCUACAAGACCGUGGUGGACCGCAUCAACAGGAACCUGUCGGCUUUCUUGUACCUACAGCUAGUGAAUCGAUGGCUUGCCAUAAGAUUGGAUUUUCUGGGAGCAGUAGUAGUUCUUAUUGCUGGCAUGUCUACUCUGGUCGCAGCAUUGACUGCUGGCUUGGAUCCUAGCCUGGUGGGUCUCGCCGUCACCUAUACGCUGCAGGUCGCUGGAUUCAUGAACUUUGUCGUGCGCCAGGUGACUGAGUUAGAGAUGCAGAUGAACGCCACUGAGCGUGUCAAAUAUUACACCUACAUCGAAAACGAACAGUACGAAGGCGAAGAGCCAUCGCCAGAUUGGCCUCAUGAAGGUCGGAUCCAGUUAGAGAACGUUUCGGUGCGCUACGCCAUCGACACGGACACUGUGCUCAACGACAUCACGGUGGAUUUUCAACCUGGUGAGAAGAUUGGAGUGUGCGGGCGCACUGGAGCUGGAAAAUCUUCUCUCACACUGGCAUUGCUUCGUGUGGUUGACAUUUUCCAAGGCCGCAUACUUAUCGAUGGCCUCAAUAUCAAGUCUGUUCCCCUGACUACCCUUAGGAGUAAAUUGAGCAUCAUUCCACAGGAUCCUGUUCUCUUCACUGGAACGAUAAGGAAGAAUUUAGACCCCAUUGGUCACAUUGCUAACGAUACAGAAUUGUGGCACGCUUUAGAGAUUGCUCAACUCAAAGACGUCGUCUCAGCAUUGGAUGGCGGACUUGAAUACUUGGUCACUGAGGGUGGUGAGAAUUUCAGCGUGGGUCAGCGGCAGCUGUUCUGUCUGGCUCGUGCCUUCCUGCGCAAGUCUCGCAUCCUCAUCAUGGACGAGGCUACUGCCUCCAUCGACAUGGAGACGGAUAAAAUUCUCCAGUCAGUUGUGGCCACUGCCUUUGCUGAGCGUACGGUGCUGACUAUAGCGCAUCGUGUUUCGACCAUCCUGAACUCGGACAAAAUUUUGGUGCUGAAUGAAGGGAAGGUGGCAGAAUACGGAACUCCACAGAAACUUCUAGAAAACACGGAGGGGAUUUUUGCCUCGUUCAUUCAAAACAAGGACAUGUAGAAAACACGGCGAUGUGUAGCAUUAUAAUGGAUCGCAUGAAAUAAAUUGUGCAAAUCUCUUGAAGAGGAACAAUGCAUGAUUUGUGGUGAGAAUUCAGCAGAGUAAAUAUGUUGCUUUUGUGUCGUUGUAUAAUGUAUGUUCAUGCUAUUAAAAGCGGUAUGGCACUUGUAGUCUUUAAUAAUGAUGACGCAAACAGUGCAACUAAGCCUGGUUUCCAUAAUGGUCGGUUGUAAUGCAGACCUACGUAUUAAAUAUUUACUGCUUGCUUUGCUAGUCACGUUUGGUUCUGAAAUCCAUAUUCAGUUAUAAGCGUUUUGGGUUUGAUACCUUCAUUUGUUUGUUUAAUUUUCGUAGUAUAUCCUAUCACCUGUUUUCUCUUAAUCAUUGUUAAGGGCGUCUUCGCUCUAAGAUUCAGUAUUUUGAACGUCUCCCACACUCUGUUCCGUUUUCAUAUUGGCUGUUUUUCUCUGUUUUUUCGAGUUUUCCUUUUUUGAUGUAUACUAAUAAAGUCUGUACACGAGUUUGAAAUCAAUUUAGGCUGAAACAAUUUUAAGUUACCACUCGUAAAGGAUGUUAACACACACUAAAGCUUAGAGUAUAUACGAUUACACCUGAUAUCAUACCGAUAAAAUGUAUUCACAAAAGCGCACUCUGUGGUGUGUGUCUGAGGGAAUGAUGUUCGCCAGAACUGAAAUGAACAAGACGCUUAUCUUGCGAGGCCACAGAUUUUGGUAAUUUCUUUAAGUAAUCUUUUAUGGCCUUUCUGAGGGGUGAAGCUAAAUUUUUUGGGGUUUGUAUACGUUUUUGGAAGGAAACGAAAUGUUAAACCAAACUUGCCUUUCUGUAAUUGUUUAGAGAAUUUUUUUGCCCUUUUUCAGGGGGCAAAAAUGAGUUGGAAAUCCGUAAAUUAUGUUUACAAAGUUAAAGUUUAGCUGUUGCCUUCACAUCGAAUAAUUAUUUUGCUAUAUCCUCGUCAAUGUGUGUUAUUAUACUUUACAAUGAAAAAACAUAUUUAAGUAACAAACGCUAAAGAUCUUACCCUGCAUAAAUAAAAAAGGACGACCAUAAUUUAAUUUUUUCCUUAAGGAGCUGAAGGUGGAUAGAUUAAACUAUAAAAAAAAGAUGAUUAGACAUUGUUAGACCUUUUUCUGAUAACAAAAAUCAUAUUGCACUAUAUGUGUAAUAAAUACAGUUUAGAUGA
Messenger RNA from Acanthaster planci (crown-of-thorns starfish), 5296 nucleotides. Its product is annotated as ATP-binding cassette sub-family C member 9-like. Gene Ontology annotation, biological process: transmembrane transport; potassium ion transport. The record is from RefSeq and is a predicted model, not a curated record. Gene Ontology annotation, molecular function: ATP binding; sulfonylurea receptor activity; ABC-type transporter activity. Lineage: Eukaryota; Metazoa; Echinodermata; Asteroidea; Valvatida; Acanthasteridae. Gene Ontology annotation, cellular component: membrane.